GCACGGCCACCUUGCACCCACGGCCCGGGGGUCCCGAUCUCUCCAAUGUUGGCGGUUGACAGCAUAGUCAUCCACGGUGGACAUCAAGCACAAUAGAAGUUCUAGAUGAUAUCUGGGGCGAAAACGUCCAUCGAGAUCUCAGACCAUCCAUGCCAGUCACGUGCGCGAUUUGAUGCAUGGAUGACGCAGGACGGCCGACGAUCUCCCGGAUGCGGGUCAGCCUAUCGACGGGCAUCUCUCGUACUCUCUCCGUGUCUUGUUCCUUUCUUAUUUCCCCUCCUUCCUUUGUUACCCUGCCGUCCACGUGUGUCUACAGAGUCUCAAUCACCCCUAGACUAGCCUCCGGGCUGUGUACUCUACAAAUAUUCGCUGGAACUUAGUCGCUCCCGCUGCCCCUCAGACGCGCGGCUGGACCGGGU
Messenger RNA from Aspergillus pseudonomiae, 419 nucleotides. RefSeq lists its product as uncharacterized. Bases 106 to 339 code for a protein of 77 amino acids. The record is from RefSeq and is a predicted model, not a curated record. The transcript has 2 exons. Lineage: Eukaryota; Fungi; Ascomycota; Eurotiomycetes; Eurotiales; Aspergillaceae.